AUGUGGGACAAAUUAAUAUACGGUUUCAUCAUUAUUAUAACCGCUUAUAUCUUCAAACAAUUAUUGUCCGAGCAGCCAAAUUUUAUUAAAUUUAAGUCAAAAUUUUUACUUUUCUAUAUCUGGACUUCAUUAACGGCUAUAAUACUACUACCGUUCUUUGUAUUCAAUCCGAAAAACGUAAAGAACUCUUUGUUUGCCUCUCAGAUAGUAAAACAUGUAACAAAGGUGAUAGAAGUGAAAUGGUCCUUGAGGAAUGGUAAAUACUUAGCUGAAGAUCGUGGAGCGGUCGUUGUAUCUAAUCAUCAGUCCUCUAUUGAUGUCCUUGGCAUGUUUAACAUCUGGCAUGUGGCAAACAAAGUUGCAGCUAUAGCAAGGAAGGAAAUAUUUUAUGUAUGGCCAUUUGGUUUGGCUGCUUAUCUAGCUGGAGUGGUGUUCAUUGACAGGAAUAACUCUAAAGAUGCAUACAGGCAGCUAAAAGCUACUUCAGAAAUAAUGAUUAAAAAUAAGACAAAAAUCUGGGUGUUCCCGGAAGGAACAAGAAACAAAGAUUUCACUAAAUUGCUGCCAUUCAAGAAAGGAGCAUUCAAUAUAGCUGUAGCUGCUCAAGUUCCAAUCAUACCUGUUGUGUUUUCACCAUACUACUUCAUCAACAGAAAGAAAUGCAUCUUCAACAAGGGACAUGCCAUAAUCCAGUGUUUGGAACCAAUACCAACAACCGGACUGACAAUGGAAGACGUUCCCGAACUCAUAAUACGCGUGCGGAAUAUUAUGGAUAUGGUGUACAAGGAGUUAUCUAAGGAGGUGUUAAGCGCCCUACCAGCUAACUAUCCCCUGUGCACCACCGAUUGAACUCACGCGCGAACGGUGCGUUAAACAAGCAAUAUGGAUCUCGUGCUCUAUGGUAUUCUUACUGUGAGUUCCUGCAGGGUACAGACUAUUUACAUUUCCAGUUCGUUAAUAAUAGGAAAAAUCCGAGUAUUGACCUAUCGUUUAGUCUGCAGUCUGCGGGUGCUCAGAGCGAAUUGGACCUUCUAAGAUCGACGUCUAGUGUUCGAGAUAUGUGCCAUGUAAUCGCAUAUAAUGUCAUUCCAUAUUACAUCCUUAUGGAAAACGAAGUAGUGGUCGGAUGAACAGAAAAUGAAGUUUACAUGACCAAAGAUUUUUUUAAGCUAAUUUAUAUUUUAUAAAUACUUAUACUACAACUUUUAUAUGCAGUUUAUUACUCUACAGUCAUUCGUUUUAAGAACAUUGCCAUAAUGAAAUAGUGCCAAGAGCAUGUCAAGCUUGAGACUUUGCUACUUUGAACCGUUCUUAUCGCAAGCGGCAUAGAGUUGGAUUUAAAUCUCAGGCUGCUAACAGAUGGACUGUAUGUCUGUAGUUAACGCGUGCAGUCGAGGCUUCAACUGCUUACACUCGAAAUUUCAACUGCUUACUGUCGAAAUUUCAACUGCUUGCGUCGGCUGCAGUCGACGUGAACGAUGGUUCAAGAAUCAAAAACAACAAUUGACAUUCUUAAGACAAUGUAUGAUUAGUUUUGUGGUGUGUGAAAUAAUAGUGAGGGUUUGAUCAAAACAAUAGUUAAACAAAAACAGGAUUGUUGAAAUUUUUCUCGAAGAAUUUAUUUCACAGGAGAUAGCAGAGCUGUAUUUAUUUUAAAUUUCUUAUCAAGAGUGUUAAUUUGAAUGCAUUACUUUAAGAAUAGGUAAAAGCCAGUGUGUGAAUAUGAAGGCAAUAUGAUGUGAAACCAGCCUGCGGAGUUGCAUUUCAGUAAUUUUGUGCUUUAAGAUACGAGUUUGAGAAAGUAAGGCGACAUUUUGCCACAUUUUUUUUAUCAGCAUCUUUGUUUACACUUUUGAUCCCAAAUUCCAUCGCAGAUAUACAGUCGAGAAUUAUGAACGUGAAUUUGUUUACAAAAUGAAAUUUCCAUUUCUUUCUUUCGACAGUUAUAUGUUUAUUUCCUUAGUAAAAAGUGAAAUCAGCAUUUGAAAUCAUAAAUGAUCUAAACACAGUGAUUAGCCGUAUCGGUCCUUCCAAUUC
Hyposmocoma kahamanoa is the source of this 2037-nucleotide messenger RNA. Its product is annotated as 1-acyl-sn-glycerol-3-phosphate acyltransferase alpha-like. The record is from RefSeq and is a predicted model, not a curated record. The transcript is spliced from 6 exons. Lineage: Eukaryota; Metazoa; Arthropoda; Insecta; Lepidoptera; Cosmopterigidae. Gene Ontology annotation, biological process: phosphatidic acid biosynthetic process. Bases 1 to 849 code for a protein of 282 amino acids. Gene Ontology annotation, cellular component: membrane; endoplasmic reticulum. Gene Ontology annotation, molecular function: 1-acylglycerol-3-phosphate O-acyltransferase activity.